AUGAAGGCAUUAUUAUAUGAGAAACUAAAGGCACGUGCCGCGUCAAACGUGACAGCUGUGGCUGAAGCGUUGCCACGUCGUUCUUUCCUUCCUACCACCACCAUCACCAUCCACCACCACCGUUUCAAACCACGACCGCCCGCGACAUCGACAACGACGACGACGACGCUGACGCUGACGACGCGUGACGAGGGCCCAGCCCAGGUGCCACGUCGCGACGUGGCAACCAGACGGCGAACGACGACAUCGGUCGUCGUUCGCCGUCUCUGCUCGGCCACGAGGACUCACCACCACGAACAGCCCACCAACACACCCCACCAACGUCAACGAGCGCCCACCCCCACGAGCGCCCACCGACGAAAACGAGCGCCCACCAACGUCAACGACGUCACACCAACGACGACCAGCGCCCACGAAAACGACCGCCCACGGACGUCCAGCGACCGCAAACGACGUCCCCGCCCACGAAAAGAUGUCCCCCGCCCAUGA
Messenger RNA from Laccaria bicolor S238N-H82, 489 nucleotides. RefSeq lists its product as uncharacterized. The record is from RefSeq and is a predicted model, not a curated record. Lineage: Eukaryota; Fungi; Basidiomycota; Agaricomycetes; Agaricales; Hydnangiaceae. The transcript has 3 exons. The coding region runs from base 1 to 489 and encodes 162 amino acids.